CGGUUUCACUAACGAAGAAAAUGGCGCCGAGAAAACCAAAGGUGGUUUCCGUGACAAAGAAGAAGAAAGUAGUGGAAGAGACAAUCAAAGUAACCUUCACGGAAGGAGGAGAUCCGUGUGUGACCACCGAAACAGCGAACGAUCAAGAGACCCAAGAUCUCACUUUCUCUAUUCCUGUCGGAGAAAACGUUACUACGGUUGAGAUUCCGGUGGAGGUUCGAGACGAACAGUCACCUCAGCCACCGGAAACUCCCGCUUCCAAGAGUGAAGGCACUUUGAAAAAAACAGAUAAGGUUGAGAAGAAGAAGAAGAAAAAAAAGAAGAAGAAGAGAGACGAUUUGGCAGGAGAUGAGUAUAGGAGAUAUGUGUAUAAAGUGAUGAAGCAAGUGCAUCCGGAUUUAGGGAUAACGUCGAAGGCGAUGACGGUAGUGAACAUGUUCAUGGGAGAUAUGUUCGAGAGGAUAGCGCAGGAGGCGGCGAGGUUAAACGAUUAUACGAAGCGGAGGACGUUGUCGUCGAGGGAGAUCGAAGCAGCGGUGAGGUUGGUUCUCCCUGGUGAACUUAGCCGCCACGCUGUCGCUGAAGGCUCUAAAGCUGUUAGUAACUAUGUUGGUUAUGGUAGUAGGAAACGUUAGCUAGUUAGUUUUGAUUCCCUAAUCGUUGUAACUUUUCCUUGUAAUGUUUUUCCAACUUUAAUGUUAGGGGAAGGUUUAACUUAGAGAUUAUGUUCUAUAGUUAUGUGAUUAUUUCGUUUCGUGUUCUAUGAAUGUUCUGUAGAAUAUUUCUUGUUGUCGAAAAGGAGAUGGGUACUUGAUAAUUUCAAUC
Molecule: messenger RNA, 825 nt
Organism: Arabidopsis arenosa
Lineage: Eukaryota; Viridiplantae; Streptophyta; Magnoliopsida; Brassicales; Brassicaceae
Source: the annotation of a GenBank genome assembly